Ochotona princeps (American pika) is the source of this 3713-nucleotide messenger RNA. It is a transcript of the gene TBCD, whose product is annotated as tubulin folding cofactor D. Gene Ontology annotation, molecular function: GTPase activator activity; beta-tubulin binding. Gene Ontology annotation, biological process: tubulin complex assembly; adherens junction assembly; microtubule cytoskeleton organization. Lineage: Eukaryota; Metazoa; Chordata; Mammalia; Lagomorpha; Ochotonidae. Bases 5 to 3583 code for a protein of 1192 amino acids. The record is from RefSeq and is a predicted model, not a curated record. Gene Ontology annotation, cellular component: lateral plasma membrane. The transcript has 39 exons.
GGCUAUGGCGCUGAGCGACGAGCCCGCGGCCGGCGACCCCAAAGACGAGGCGCAGGAGGAGGCGCCGGCGCUCGGGCCCGCGCUGGAGGCGUUCGGCGAGAGCGCCGAGGUCCGCGCCCUGCUGGGCGGCCUGCGGGACGUGCUGGGCGAGCGCGCCGAGCGGGAAGCGGCCGAGGAGCGCUUCCGAGUAAUAAUGGACAAAUACCAGGAACAGCCUCACCUGUUGGACCCACACUUAGAAUGGAUGAUGAACUUGCUGUUGGACAUCGUGCAAGAUAAGACGGCUCCAACUGCACUCGUACACCUGGCUUUUAAAUUUCUUUACAUCAUCACCAAGGUUCGAGGAUACAAAGUAUUUCUUCGUUUAUUUCCUCAUGAAGUAGUGAAUGUAGAGCCUGUUUUGGACAUGUUCACCCACCAGAACCCUAAAGACCACGAGACCUGGGAGACACGCUACAUGCUCUUACUGUGGCUCUCUGUGACCUGUCUGGUCCCUUUUGACUUUGCCCGCUUCGACGGGAACCUCCUCUCACAGCCGGAGUGCAGGCGGAUGCCCGUCAUGGACCGCAUACUGAGUGUCGCAGAGUCCUACUUGGUCGUCAGUGACAAGGCCCGAGACGCAGCUGCUGUCCUCGUGUCCAAGUUCAUCACACGACCAGAUGUCACGCAGAGGAAGAUGGCCGGCUUCCUGGACUGGAGCCUGUGCACCCUGGCUGGCUCCUCCUUCCACACCAUCGAGGGUGUCAUCGCCAUGGAUGGGAUGCUGCAGGCCCUGGCACAGAUAUUUAAACACGGAAAACGUGAAGACUGUUUACCCUAUGCCUGCACUGUGCUCACGUGCCUGGACAGCUGCAGACUCUCCGAGAGCAACCAGACUGUGCUGCGCAAGCUCGGGGUGAAGCUGGUGCAGCGUCUGGGCCUGACCUUGCUGAAGCCGAAGGUGGCGGCAUGGAGGUAUCAGCGAGGCUGCCGGUCUCUGGCUGCUAACCUGCAGCUGCGCACUGAGGGUCAGAGUGAGCAGAAGCCACAGGUGGAGACGUCUGACAGUGAUGAAGACUAUGAUGUCCCCGAGGGCAUGGAGAGUGUGAUAGAGCAGCUGCUUGUUGGGCUGAAGGACAAAGACACCAUUGUGCGGUGGUCUGCAGCUAAAGGAAUUGGUCGGAUGGCUGGAAGGCUUCCUAGAGAGCUGGCAGAUGAUGUGGUGGGAUCCGUGCUGGAUUGUUUCAGUUUCCAGGAGACGGACAAGGCGUGGCAUGGUGGGUGUCUGGCAUUGGCAGAACUGGGCAGACGAGGCCUGUUGCUCCCAUCACGACUCCCAGAGGUUGUUGGUGUGAUCCUGAAGGCCCUGACCUAUGACGAGAAGCGGGGUGCCUGCAGUGUGGGUGCCAAUGUCAGGGAUGCUGCCUGCUACGUGUGCUGGGCCUUUGCGCGUGCCUAUGAGCCCCAGGAGCUGAAGCCUUUUGUGACUGCCAUUUCCAGUGCACUGGUCAUUGCUGCGGUAUUUGACCGAAACAUAAACUGCAGGCGUGCAGCCUCUGCUGCCUUCCAGGAGAAUGUCGGGAGACAGGGCACCUUCCCUCAUGGGAUUGAGAUUCUGACCACUGCUGACUACUUUGCAGUUGGCAACAUAUCAAAUUGCUUUCUGGUUAUAAGCGUGUUUGUUGCUGGUUUUCCUGAGUACACCCGGCCCAUGAUUGAGCACCUGGUUGCCAUGAAGGUCAGCCACUGGGACGGAGUCAUCCGAGAGCUGUCCGCAAAGGCUCUGCACAACCUGACCCCCCGAGCACCUGAGUUCUGCGCCACUCACGUGCUCCCCAGGCUGCUGUCCAUGACACAGAGCUCGGACCUCCACAGCCGGCAUGGGGCAAUCCUCGCCUGUGCGGAAAUCAUCCUGGCGCUGCACAGGCUCGCGGGGCAGCAAGACAGGCCCCUCUCUGACUACCUGGAUGACAAGACUGUGCAGGGCGUGAAGCAGAUUCACCAGCAGCUUCGUGAUCGCCAGUUGUACAGGGGUCUGGGAGGAGAGCUCAUGAGACUAGCAGUGUGCGUUUUAAUAGAAAACUCGUCACUUUCCAGAAUGCCUUUCAAAGGUGAUGCCGUCAUUGGAGGCUGGCAGUGGUUGAUAGACGACACGCUGAGGAACCUGCGUUUGAUGUCGCGCAGCUCCACACAGAUCAAGGACACGGCUGUCUCGGCGCUGGCCGCCCUCUGCCGAGAAUACUACAUGGAGGAGCCCGGGAGGGCCAGUCCUGCUGUGCAGGAGGAGCUGGUCAGCCAGUACCUGGCCGAGCUCCGGAGCCCUGAUGAGAUGACGCGCUGUGGUUUCUCCCUCGCUCUGGGAGCCCUUCCCGACUUCCUUCUGAAAGGCCAGCUCCAGCAGGUGCUUUCGGGGUUGAUCUCUGUGACCCAGAUCUCUCCCGUGGACAUGAACUUUGCCGAGUCCAGAAGAGAUGGCCUGAAGGCCAUUGCCCGGGUUUGCCAGACCGUGGGAGUGAGAGAGGACGGUAGCCCCGAUGACACCCUGUGCAAGGAGAACGUGCCCCAGGUGUACCGUGCGCUACUGACCUGCAUGAAUGACUACACCAUGGACAGCCGCGGGGACAUAGGCGCUUGGGUCCGGGAGGCCGCCAUGACCAGCCUGAUGGAGCUGACGCUUUUGCUGGCCCGGGGCUGUCCGGCGCUCCUCGAGGCCUCCGUCUGUGAGCAGGUCAUGUGCUGCGUGGCCCAGCAGGCAAGCGAGAAGAUCGACCGAUUCCGUGCUCAUGCUGGCCAUGUGUUCCUGACGCUGCUGCACUCUGACGACCCUCCUGUUCCACACGUGCCUCACCGAGGAGAGCUGGAACAGCUGUUUCCCAGGUCUGACACAGCCUCUGUGAACUGGAACGCGCCUUCCCAGGCCUUCCCCCGUGUGACUCAGCUACUGGGGCUGCCUGCCUACCGCUACCACGUCCUGCUGGGGCUGGCUGUGUCCGUGGGAGGCUUGACCGAGUCCACGGUCCGGCACUCCACUCACAGCCUCUUUGAGUACAUGAAGGGCAUCCAGGAUGAUCCGCAGGCCCUGGGCAGCUUCAGUGAGACGCUCCUGCAGGUCUUCGAGGACAACCUUCUGAAUGACAGGGUGUCAGUGUCGCUGCUGAAGAUGCUUGAUCAGAUGUUGGCCAAUGGGUGCUUCGAGGUCUUCACCGCAGAGGAGAACCACCCCUUCUGCGUGCGGCUGCUGGCUCUGUGUAAGGAGGAGACCCGCAAAUCCCGGGACGUGCAGAAGCUCCGCUCGGGCAUUGCUGUGUUCUGUGGGAUGGUGCAGUUCCGUGGCGACGUGCGGAAGCGAGUGCUCCUGCAGCUGCUGCUGCUACUGUGCCACCCAUUCCCUGUGAUCCGCAAGACCACGGCGAGCCAAGUGUACGAGAUGGUGCUGACCUACAGCGAUGUGGUGGAUGUGGACGUGCUGGAUGAGGUCAUGGCGGUGCUCAGCGACACGGUGUGGGAGGCAGAGCUUCCGGUCGUGAGGGGACAGCGGAAUCUCCUGUGUGAUCUCCUCGGCGUGCCCAGGCCACAGCUGGUCUCCAAGCCUGCAGCCUGCUGAUCCGAGAGCCGAGGAUUGGACGCUGGUGGCCACCACGGAGCCUGUGUCACGCAGGGUAGGGGUGGGGCACUGGGGACGCUUCUGUUUCUACUUAGACGUAAAUGCUUCCUAUAAAAUCCUGCCCCAAGCA